AUGGGUUACAUCGGCUCUUCAGCGCUCGCUAUUGGCGCAGCAGUUGCAGUUGUGCUUGCUAUUAUCAUUGCUUUUCAUGAUUUAGCCCUAGAACGACUCCGCAAAUACUGCACACCAACUGCAGAGGAAGCCGAAUGGGCUGCAGCGUAUGUUGAAAUUUCUGAUGACGACGUCGAUGUCUUGGAGUACGGAGAAGAACAACUGGGAGGCGCCGAAAGCUUUCUUGAAGAACCGGAGGGUUCUCUCCUGACUGGCCUUUGGGAUGGUCGCAUCGUCCGCUUGCUUAACGAGCGACAGCUGCAACACGUAGCGUCAACGGGGGUGCACUAUGGGACUGCUUGCUCACUGGAGAGGCAGAAAAGAGAAUCUACCCGCUGUUCGCGGCCUUUGGGGCUUCAGUUUGCUUCGGCUCCAACUAAAGGAGAAAAGACCAUAAAUUUGGUGGUUUGCGACGGCUGGCGGGGGCUUUUGGAGGUACCCGUGCCAUCUUGGGAGCAGGCUGAGUUGGGAACACAUCCUACGCCUCCUUCAGCAACGCGAGAGCUCUUAAAGGGGAGAGGCAGUGCGCAGCUGCACAUCGCAAACGCAAUUACAGAGAAAGUGGACGGAAAAUUUUUCGUCACUGACUCUUCUGCACGCAGCGAUGCUGGGAGGUUUGGCCUCAUCGCAUUUGAAGGCGCCAGUACUGGCACAGGCCGUCUGCUUUCUGUUGACCUCACGACAGAUACUGCGGAAGUUGUGGGUGAUGGCAUACCCUUUGCCAAUGGGGCUGUCGUCACGUAUGACCGGUCGGGCGUUCUUGUUUCAGCGUUGAGCGCUCGUCAGAUUCGCUUCUACCCCAUCAAUCCUCAGUCCAGUACAGAAAGUGGCUGGCGGCCGGUGGUGACCCUGCCCAUUCCUCCUGACAAUAUAACUCGCGUGCAAGUUGAGCGGAAGCAGUUGUACGCGGCAGUGUCCUAUACAGCUCCAUUUCUGCCUCCCUUUGUAGGCAACUGCGAGACCGGCAGUCUCCUACAGCAACUGCGAGCAGCUGCGUGGACAGCGUUCAGUCGCGUUGUUAUGCGCUUGCUACCGAGCUCCUUCUUCGACAUGCUCAUCAAAGUCAGUGCGAGCAGAAGCAAAAGGGGAGGUCAGGUCAUUCUCUUCGACGAGGAAGGGAAGAUAUACAGAUGGCUUUCACGCCAGAGCAGCCACUUUGUCAAAUUCGCAUAG
This is a messenger RNA of Eimeria necatrix, 1212 nucleotides long. RefSeq names its product strictosidine synthase domain-containing protein, putative. Gene Ontology annotation, molecular function: strictosidine synthase activity. Lineage: Eukaryota; Apicomplexa; Conoidasida; Eucoccidiorida; Eimeriidae. Gene Ontology annotation, biological process: biosynthetic process. The record is from RefSeq and is a predicted model, not a curated record. The transcript is spliced from 8 exons. The coding region runs from base 1 to 1212 and encodes 403 amino acids.